Molecule: messenger RNA, 318 nt
Organism: Saccharomyces mikatae IFO 1815
Lineage: Eukaryota; Fungi; Ascomycota; Saccharomycetes; Saccharomycetales; Saccharomycetaceae
Gene: MRPL37
Product: mitochondrial 54S ribosomal protein mL54
Exons: 1
Coding region: 1-318 (105 amino acids)
Cellular component (GO): mitochondrial large ribosomal subunit
Molecular function (GO): structural constituent of ribosome
Source: RefSeq, a predicted model, not a curated record
AUGUUGGCACGCAGUUUGGGAUACAGAUUCAUAUCGACCAGUCGUGUUCUAUUCAAUAAGCCUGCAGUUAAAUCAGUGGUGUCAUCAUGUCCUGCGGGAACAUCACUAAAUUUAAACAUAUGGAAAAGCGGUAAGGACGCAGUGGCACUGGAAGACAAGGAAUAUCCAAACUGGUUAUGGGGGAUAUUGAAUAAUGAGCAGACCGUUGAGCAUACAACAAAAGAUCCGGAGGGUGAGGCUUUAUUAAAAAGAAGAAAGAACAUCAGGAAGGCCAACAGACAGCGAAUCAAACAGAACAAUUUCCUAAGCCAGCUCUGA